This is a messenger RNA of Gamsiella multidivaricata, 1950 nucleotides long. RefSeq lists its product as uncharacterized. Gene Ontology annotation, cellular component: nucleus. Gene Ontology annotation, biological process: nuclear DNA replication. The transcript is spliced from 9 exons. Lineage: Eukaryota; Fungi; Mortierellomycota; Mortierellomycetes; Mortierellales; Mortierellaceae. The record is from RefSeq and is a predicted model, not a curated record. Bases 360 to 1856 code for a protein of 498 amino acids.
CUCUUUAUUCGUUGAAUCCAUCCUGAAUCAACCCCAUCAGCCCACACCAUGAUCCCUACGAAGCGAUCCUCGCCAUUCACACGCGCGCGUUCAUUUCAGACCACCCAGACACGUGGCGGCCAGGGAGGCGAGGAGGGUACAGAGGGAGGUCCACCCUUCAGCAAACGCGCCAGCUUCACCAGGACCAUGUCAAGUCCCUUCCAGGUUGUCAACCCGUCCCGAAAGAACGUUAGGAAUCCAUUCGAAAAGCUCACUGCAGCCAGCGCCUCGACUUCUACUUUCGCAAUCGAUAUAGUCCAGCAGAGUAACAAAGUGGAAGAGUCCGAGACCUGGCCUUGGAUCCCAACAGGACCCUGCAAAUGUUUUCCUACUCUCAGCCAGCGACAGUAACUUCAGGAACUUUAAACACGCCACUGCAAGAGGAAGGCGAUGAGGAUCUCGAGGAAGAAAUCGACGAAGAUGAGCCAGCAGACAUCGAGCGGUCCGACUCUGCAGCAAACAUUGAACAACUUGAUCACCUCUCUUUGUACCCUGCAAGACCACGCCUACAAGAAGCAUUAGAGAAAUCGGCUAGCAAGAAGAACGCGCAGACCACCCAAGAACUGCAAGCACCGGAAUUAUCAAGUAUCACUUCAAAAAAACAAGGAACAGAGUACAAGUCAUCAUAUAGCAUACCGCUGGACUGGACCCUCAGGACCUCAAUUUCCAUAUCUUCACCGGACACCCUUGCAUGGUGCGAUCAGGGCUCGCCCAUAGAUGAAAUCAAGGCACUACAUCAUUUUGUCUCUAAACCCCGGUCCUUACAGACCAACAACACCAGCAGCAGUAACAAGAGUGGUUCUGAACGAGGCAAUGACAAUACCACACCUACACGAGUACUACUCUUGGCAGCAACAUACCACUGGAUCUACCCACCCAACAAUCCAACUAUACCUCAGGCCCAGAGUAUCAGCAAGCUACUCAAAAAUACAGGCAAUAUGUCAUCAGGCGAGAAGAACGGCAUUUCAGAUAUGUUCUCAAGAUCCACAGAAUGGAAGCAAGCGUUCAAAGCACUGUACCAAUCUUUUCGCAACGGAGCAUGCCCGUAUUUUUAUUACGUCGGCACUACAUGGACGAUUCUUUUUUUGCAUGGAACCACAUCUCUAUCAGGCGACCUCGAGGCCAUCCUGACGAACUCGACCCCUGGACUACGAAAAGUACUGCAGGAAGAAGACAUCAAGUUCGAGAGAUUGCCGGAUGUUACUCGCAAAACGACGAUUCAUAACUUGAGCUCGAAACGAGAUCUGGAAAACUUCGAUGACAAUGAUCCGGAUACAACGAAAGAACCCAAUGUGACCACAGCAACAGCAUCUCAAAUGGACGAUCGAGAUCUGUCGGAUGCCCUCUUGUUCAAGGGAUUAGUGAGCGUUCACGGACUCUUUGGAUACCUUUUGAACUUGAAAACAUCCUACGAAGACGGCUUCCUCUAUCAAUCUCCCACUCUCAUCGCCGACGUCCCCUUCCUUCAUGGUGCACUCAAGCGGGCGCAGAUCUCCAAGUGCAGGGUCGUUAGCAAGCAUAUCGAAGGAACUGAUAAGAUGCAGCGCGAGUUCAGAGUUGAUAUCCAUGGCACACUCCUCCCUACGUCCACGAGGGAGCUCUGUAACAUCUUUGCCAAUCAAUACCGUCAAUCUACAGGAUACACCUACGUGGCAGCAAGUGACCCACGCUCCUUUGGCUUGAACCUGCGACCGCUUUUGGCAGCUCGGGAACUCACCUCAGAAAGCACUACAUCACCGUCGCCAUAUAUAAGUCCCAAAGCAAUGGACCAGAUGCGAUACAAUCACGCCACCAAGCAGUUUACUUGGUUGUCAUGAUGAACAUCCAUGACUUGUAUAAAUAGUGCGAACCAUGCCGAUGAAUCUCACAAAAUGAACGGUGCCUUUCCUGCCAUUUGUUCCAUUAUUAUUU